Molecule: messenger RNA, 5581 nt
Organism: Callorhinus ursinus (northern fur seal)
Lineage: Eukaryota; Metazoa; Chordata; Mammalia; Carnivora; Otariidae
Source: RefSeq, a predicted model, not a curated record
GCGGGCGCGGCGGGCGCGGGCGGCCUGGCCCGGACCGGUUAAAGGGACGAGUUGCAAACAGUUCAGGAAGUGACAAGUCGAUUUCCUCCUCCCUGGGAGCCGCUCGGUACAAAGCGCUCGGCGCCGGCAGGAGAGCGUGCGCGCGGCGGACGCGCGGCGGGCAGCCCGGACGACUUGGCGAGCGCCGCUGGCGACGGCGCGGGGUUCGCGCCCGGAGCGCCCCCCCGCGCACAGAAGUUGAGUGCACUUGGCCAUUUCCUGGAGGAGCCCUUCCCCAAGCGUGAGCAGCUGAUUGGGAACUGUUCCUGCUGAUGCCAGUCACCUGGGAGGUGCCCAGGAGGUCACCUCUGCCCAAGUCUGCCCAGCUGAAGAUGGCUCGUGCCCACCCUGGGAUGGAGCCCAGCGCCUGAGGUCCUUACCAUGGUGAUGAUCCUAAGUAAAAGCCUCGACAAACAGGGAGCUGACUCCAGAGCAUGCAGGACCUUCAACCCUGAGCUGCACACGCCAAAGAAGAUGAGUCAAGGACCGACACUUUUCUCUUGUGGAAUUAUGGAAAAUGACAGAUGGAGAGACCUGGACAGGAAAUGCCCUCUUCAGAUUGAGCAGCCGAGCGCCGGCAUCUGGGAGUGCCUGCCGGAGAAGUGUCAGGACAGCGCCCUGUGGCACCGGGAGGCUGCUACCGCCUGCGCCGUGACCAACCUGAUCAAAGACCUCAGCCUCAGCGACCACAACGGGAACCCCUCAGCGCCCCCCAGCAAGCGCCAGUGCCGGUCACUGUCCUUCUCCGAUGAAAUGUCCAGCUGCCGGACAUCGUGGAGGCCCUUGGGCUCCAAAGUCUGGACUCCUGUAGAAAAGCGACGCUGUUACAGCGGAGGCAGUGUUCAGCGCUAUUCCAACGGCUUCAGUACCAUGCAGAGGAGCUCCAGUUUCAGCCUCCCUUCCCGGGCCAAUGCGCUCUCCUCACCCUACGACCAGGCGGGAUUCCACCACCGAUUCGGAGGUCAGCCCUGCCAGGGGGCGCCAGGCUCGGCCACCUGUGGACAGGCGGGUGACAUCUGGAGCCCCGACCCGAACCCUGUGGGCGGGGGCCGGCUCGACAUGCAGCGGUCCCUGUCCUGCUCCCACGAGCAGUUUUCCUUUGCGGAGUACUGUCCACCCUCAGCCAACAGCACACCUGCCUCAACGCCAGAGCUGGCUAGACGCUCCAGCGGGCUGUCCCGAAGCCGCUCCCAGCCGUGUGUCCUUAACGACAAGAAGGUCGGCGUUAAGCGGCGGCGCCCAGAAGAGGUGCAGGAGCAGAGACCUUCGCUAGACCUUGCUAAGAUGGCACAGAACUGUCAGACCUUCAGCAGCCUCAGCUGCCUGAGCGCGGGGAUGGAGGACUGCAGCCCGCACAGCCCCUUCGCCCUCCAUGUCAGCAGCACCAGGUCCUGGACCGCCUUGCUCUCGGCCUCGGCCUCCAGCCUGGGGGGCAGGACCCCCGCCGGGACCCCGGUCCCCGAGCCUCUGCCCCCGGCUUUCGACGACCAGCUGGCCUGCAAGGAGGAGCAGUGCUGUGAGGAGUCAGGCGGCUGCGCCCUGGCCGAGGGCUGUGCCAGGAGUUGGGGGCCGGCCUCAGCCUGGCGGGACCGCGGGGCAGCCGGCAACAGCCCCUGCUCCCUGGACGGCGAGUUGGACAUCGAACAGAUAGAGAACAACUGAGGGGCGGCGGGGAGCCCCCGUCCCGGGCCUGACUUGCGCUCCCCGGGGGCUGCGGGUGCCGGGGAGCGAGCGCAGUGGCCCCCGGAGAGCCUGGCCCGCCUGCCUGCCCACCCCUCCCCAGCACGGCGGCCACGGCCAUCGCACCCCCGGAGCCCGACAGCAGCUGGGCUGGUCUGGGCCCCUUCCCCCUGUUCCUGGCCGGCCGCCCCCUCCGCUGGGUGCCUCACUGGGGUCGCACAGGGCCUGCUGCCCGGCACGUGACUGCCGGCGGGGCUGCUGGGGGCGGGCUUGUGCUCAGGUCCACCCGGCCUCCUGCUCAGGUUCAUUUCGGGGGGUCGGCCCCACAGCUUCUUUCACUCCGUUGUUUUCCGUGCCUUCUCUCCCAGGUCUCCCUGCUUCAGGCUUGGGAAGGUUCGGGAGAUGCUUUCCUCUGUAGUAACAUCAGAACCAUUUGGCCUUAAUUCCAAGUGCAGGAGACAGAGGCCCUGGGGUGCCAGGGGGGCUCUCCAUGUCGGAACUCUGGGGGCCUGGGGAACAGCUUGGGCUGCUCGUUAGAGGCGUCUGCGUUGGGUAGAUGUGGGUGGAUCUGUUGGCCAAAAAGACAGAACUACUUGCCGCUCGGGAAGGGUUGGCACAUGGUGGCCAUUCUCUGUGGCGAACCUGUCACUGAGUGAUUAGCUUGAUUCCGGUGAGUGGGGAGAGGUCACCAGUAACAGGCAACCUCUUGAAAAUGCCCUCAGGAGGCAGGAGCUGCGAGCAGGUGCAUGCACCCAGGCCCUGUGCACAUUUCAGGGGUGGAGGAGGUCUGUUGGCUGCUCUGGGGGGCCUGCAAGGCCCCUGCAGUAUUCUAAGCACAUUCGCGCUAGUCGGUGGGACUGUGGGCUUUAAUCUGGGUGCGCCGUCCACCUCCAGACGAGCACCCCUGCUGGUCAGCCGGGGGAGCAGAGUGCCUACCGCUGCGUCCCCAGCUCCUUGCACCCCUGCGGACUCCCCGGCCCCCCCCUCCCCGCCCACCCCCCGACCCCCUGAGGUUUUGCUCUCAGGAAGCCCGACUGGCAGACACCCCACACGGGCUCUGCUCUCUUGGAGUCUGGCUUGUAGGAAACUUGGCAUCUUCGGCAGACAGUAGCAAUUGGGUCCUUUCCCCAUGUGGCUAAAAAUAACUGGUGUAUUCUCUUGAGUUUGCUGACACGUAACAAAGGCACGUUCAUAGUCUCUUUGCUUUUGCUCAUUUUUUGUGGACGGCGAAUGCCUCACUUUCACAGCGUGAGUACGAACGGUUCUCACCCUCUUUCCCCAAAGGAAGGACCCUGUUUGGGAAACUCUACUUACACCUUGACUGUUUUACUCGAUCAAAAGCGUGGUGCUCAAGUUCUGAUUUAUAUGGUGGUGUUUCUUAAAAAUCAACCAUCAGAUGCUUGUAGAGAAAAUCUCAACUCCAUGGCCCUCCCAGAUUGUUCAGAGCCUCAGGUCAGAGAGCAUCGUGGUUGUGUGGGCACAUGGCAGGUCCUGGGGCCUGAACCAGUUACCCUUCCGUGGCUCCCACGAAAGGCAUGUCCCCUCAGGGCCCUGGAGAGACAAAGCAGGGAGCUGGUGGCUCUGGGUAGACCUGCCAUCUUGUCUGAUCCCCACACCAUGGGUCAGGGAGGACAUGUUUUCUUAGAACAGACCCGGAAGAGGGUGGGGUCGUUGUUGAGUGACGUCUGGCAGCAUUAUGAAUUUGGAGCACACGCUGGUGCCUUGUGUCUUCAGAAAGCCUGGGGUGGGCAGUCCCGGCACCCAGCCCACACCAAGAGUGGCCACAGUGGCCUCUAAAGCAGUCCUUCCUGUGGAAGGAGAGGCGGGGCCCCGUCUCCUGGUCCAGGCCACAGGGAGGGACCGAGAGCCGAACCAGAGGGGCCUAAGCGGUGACCCCCAGCAGCCUUUCCUCAGAGUCACCGGGGGCGGCACACGGUAGUGGGGGUGUGUCACAGGGCUAUGGGGCAGGUGACCUGCCUUCAGACCCUGCCCAGCAACCUACCCCCUUCUCAGGCCUGGUGGCAGGGAAGGCCAAGCCUUCCCGCCGCCUCCCAAGCUGGUCCCAUUGACCCACAAACCCAGUCCCAGGGCACUUUCGGGCAGAAGGUACCCCAGCCCAGGGCAGAGUUUGGCCCUCCAGCGUCCUCAGGCCCCUCUUUGCUGUCCUCACUCCCACCGAAGCUCCUAGCCCAAGCCCCCAGCAGCAGCUGUGGGGGGAGAGGAUGGCCAUUGUCCCUUCUGCUCAGAGAGAGAAACGCCCUUCAGUCGUUUCAUGUUCACCUUUGAGUGGAGAGCGCCGACCCCAUGUGGCAGGUGCCACCCCACCGCCCAGGGAGGCAUGUCCAUGCUCCGCCCUGCUGACACCAGGACGUCUGGUCUGGAGGCUCUUGGAGGGAGGCUCACCUAGGGGCUCCCUCUGACUGCGCAUGGCUGUCCCCGUGCGGCCGUGGGCGGGCUGGCAGGCUCACCGUGCAGGAGCCCCACCGUCGUCCAGGCCCUGCCUCUCCUAGGGGGCGCCCGGGAGCUCCUCCCUCUGAAGGGAGACCCAGGACAUUCCGAGCCAGGAGGGAGGGCUGCACCAAGCCGCCUGCCUGCCCGCGACCCUGAAGGACCAACGCAGGGUCGUGGCUCCAGGAGAGCGGGGUGGGGAGGAGAGUCCCUGUCGCUUGCAUCCCUACCUACUCCAGAAGGAGCAUUUUCUAUGGCCGCAGGACUGACAGGAGCCGCUGUCUGCCCGCAGGGGCCGGGUGGGGCCGGGUCAGGGCCGUAGCCUCACCGUUUACCACAAACCCUCUUGCCUUAUUCGCGGUGGAGGCCGGGCCGGAGUAGGGCCCGCGGGCAGACAACAUCCAGGCCACGGGGGCGCUUGUGCCGAUCAUCCAUGGAUUUUCAUUCUCGGAAAGCCUUACUCGUCAUCAAAAUGUUUGUAGCAGGAAAGUUUUGUGAAUUUGUACGCGCAAAGAAAAUUUAAAUAAAGGAAAGGUCCACACUGAAAAGGAAACAAACCCAAAUGUUCAAAUGGGUCUCCUAGCGCAGGGGUGGUGUGCGAUCUCCCUGCUCUGGCUGAGGCGGCCCCCCCGGCGGGGGGGGGGGGGGGGGGGCGUUCGGGGCACCGCCGCUCUGAGCGAGCUUCCGUGGUAUUUCAAACCCAGCCCUGGACGCUCUGCGGAGGGCCCGGCCUGAGCCUCCGUGUCGGCCCGUGAGGUUAGAGUCACGUGCCCUCUGUGGCCUUGGGGCCGUUCCCUGAACGAUGACCGCUUUGGGCCUGGGCCCUGGGCGUGAGCAGUGCCCCAGGGCCCAGGGCCCAGGGCUCAGCUGGCCACACCGUGGCUGGCGUGGCCCAGCCACUCUGCCCCCCACCCCCACCCCACCCCCGUACAGGUAGUGACGCCGCAUCUUGCCACAUCCGCACAGUUGGUCAGACCCUUCCCAUUGGCUCCAGUCAGAGAAAACGUUGCCUCAUCCUUAAAGAGAAAAGAAGAGAUCAUGAAAACCCCCCACCCCAGACCACAGCAGAGAUAGGUAGCCUAGGUAGGAUAGUCUGAUCUUCUAGCAUAGUCUCUUUGGCAAAUAAGUUGUGUUUUCAGUGCGUGGAGGAGAUGUCCCGGGCUCGGGGACAGCACGUGGGCUGACAUGGGGGCUGUCGCGGGCUGUCCCGACCCGCACGCCGUCGGUGCCGUGGAGCUGCAGGAAGUGAGGCGGCCCGAGCGAGUCGCGUCGGGCCUGCGCCGCCCCCUCCGCCCGCGGCUGCCUGGCCUCCCGCGCGGGCCACGACUGUCUUGCACUAGAGCCGCUCUAGUCUCUCAGGAAUUUGCUUGUUACUCUUACUGGUGUAAAUAAAGCUUCCUGGUUCAGUACCCAG